Striga asiatica is the source of this 1227-nucleotide messenger RNA. NCBI's taxonomy places the organism in Eukaryota, Viridiplantae, Streptophyta, Magnoliopsida, Lamiales, Orobanchaceae. The record is from the annotation of a GenBank genome assembly.
AUGGCUUCCCCCCAACACUACUCCCUUCUCAUCUCCCUCACUCUCCUCAUUCUACAAACAUAUGCUCAAAGUCAAAGCCCCCCAAUAACCCUCCCAAUCCACCUAGACACCAAAACCUCCCAAUACUACACCACCAUCCACAUGGGCUCCAACCGGGCCCCCAUCAACGCCAUCCUCGACCUCGGGGGCCCGUUCCCAUGGUUCGCCUGCGACAACUACGUCUCAAACACCUACUCCCCAAUCCCCUGCGGCUCGGCCCGCUGUGAGGUCGCCAAGGGGAUUGGGUGCGUGAGCUGCAAUCUGCCCCCGAGGCCCGGUUGCACGAACGACACGUGCGCGGCCUCUCCCUACAACCCCUACCUCGACAUGCUAUUCGCAGAGGGCUUCGCGGAGGACACACUGUCCUUCGCUGCAGCCCGAGUCCCCGCCUUCAUAUUCUCGUGCAUGCAUGCGGAGGACUUGGGCGGCCUUGCGCGCGGGGCCACGGGCAUGCUCGGCCUCGCCAGGGCCGAGACGUCGCUCCACGGACAGGUCGCCAAAAGUCUAGGCCUUCGCGACAAAUUCUCCCUGUGUUUCCCGUCCUCGUCGGGAGUUACCGGGAAAUUGUUGAUCGGGCUCGGGCCGGGCCCAACGCCGGGCCUCGACGGAAUUUUGAAAUCCACGGCCCUCAUCGUGAACCCGGUGAGCACGUACCCGAUUUACGUGACGGGCGACCCGUCGGACGAGUACUUCGUCGACGUGCAGUCGAUACGGGUCGCGGGUCGACAGCUGUCGAUCAAGAGCUCGUAUUUCUCGAUCGACAAGGAGGGAGUGGGCGGGACGAAAAUCAGCACCGUUCGGAACUUCACGUCGCUCCACAACUCGAUUUAUAGGCCGUUCACGAGGGCAUUCGUGAAGGCGGCCUCGGACCUUGGGAUCAAGAGUGUGGCGGGCGUGGGCUCGUUCCGGGCCUGUUUUAGCACGCGGACGGUACGAGCAGUGCCGGAUAUCGACCUUGUGCUGCCUGGGAGGGACGUUUAUUGGAGGAUAAGUGGCGAAAACUCGAUGGUUGAGGUUGACGGGAGGACAACGUGCCUCGCGUUCGUGGACGGUGGGCCCAGCCCGAGGACGUCGGUGGUGAUUGGUGCGAGACAGCUGGGGGAUAAUUAUUUGGAGUUUGAUUUGGUCAACUCACGGUUGAGCUUCAGCUCUUCACUUUUGGCCCACAACAAAAGCUGCAGCUCUUAA